AUGACUUUCCAAAAGGCCAUUGUUGUUAUCGCCCCCAAUACUGCACAGGUCGUCUCUGACAGGCCUAUCCCUACUCUGCGCAACGAUUACGUUCUCGUUAAGGUCGUCUCGGUCGCCCUCAACCCUACUGAUUGGAAGCACAUCGAUUACAUCUCUCCUCCCGGCGUUCUCUGUGGCUGCGACUACUCUGGUAUUGUCGCGGAGGUCGGCAAGGGCGUCAAGAAGCUCUGGAAGAAAGGUGACCGCAUUGCCGGAUUCGCCCACGGUGGAAACUCCGUACAGCCUGAAGACGGUUCUUUCGCCGAGUACAUUGUCGUAAAGGGUGAUGUUCAAUUCCGGAUACCCGACCACAUGACUUUCGAAGAGGCCUCCACGCUGGGUGUGGGCAUAAACACCGUCAUGCAGGCUUUCUACCAAAGCUUGAGCCUAGCCCUCCCCACUAAUCCUCUCAUCAUCCCAGAGCCCAUUCUUGUCUACGGCGGCUCCAGUGCCACUGGUCUCGUUGCUAUCCAAUUCGCCAAGUUGUCUGGUUACCAGGUGCUCACCACCUGCUCCCCUCGCAACUUUGACCUGGUAAAAAGUUUCGGUGCCGAUGCAGUGUUCGAUUAUAAUGAUACCCAGUCCGCUGCCGAGAUCCGUAAGUCUACUGAGGACAGGCUCAAACUCGUUUUUGACACCAUUUCUCUUGACACCACUGCAGCUUUCUGCGGUGAGGCUCUCUGCACCAAGGGGGGUUCUUACACCAACCUUCUGUGGGCAAAUGUUCCCCGUGAGAAUGUGCAUUCAAAUAGUGUUUUGGUGUAUACCAUUAUUGGUGAGGAUUUUACCCUCGGAACUACCUCUAUACCUGCUAUUCCUGCGAAUCGCACAUUCGCGGAGGACUUCCACCCCCUAGUUGAGAAGUUGUUGGAGAAGAAUUUUAGGGCUCAGCCACUUGUAGUGGGAAAGAAGGGAUUGAAAGGUGUUCUCGAGGGAUUGAAUUCGAUGCGUAAAGGUGAUGUAAGUGGUGAGAAGUUGGUAUAUAACAUUUCUGAAACUCCUUGA
Penicillium odoratum is the source of this 1044-nucleotide messenger RNA. Its product is annotated as zinc-binding alcohol dehydrogenase family protein. Gene Ontology annotation, molecular function: oxidoreductase activity, acting on NAD(P)H. Lineage: Eukaryota; Fungi; Ascomycota; Eurotiomycetes; Eurotiales; Aspergillaceae. The coding region runs from base 1 to 1044 and encodes 347 amino acids. The record is from RefSeq and is a predicted model, not a curated record. The transcript has a single exon.